AUGUCCACUGAGACCGGAUCUGCCAGUAACAGCACUUCGACUGGUUUUGCCUUCAAUCACGUUAGCAACCACAAUGCUGACGAAGACAUCGUAACAGUGGCUGCGGAGAAAUCCACUAUCCAAGGCGACAUGGAGAAGACCGCCAUAUCGGAAGCAGAGAAACCAGCGACGCAAGGAACUGGUGUUGAGAAACAAGUUCAAACAGAUACGAUCAAACUGGAACCAAAUCUGGAGCCCAUCGCUACAACCGAUGACAAUGAACUUCACCACACAGCAUCAACCAUUGCGCCGUCACAUCGGUCUGUCCACCGCGACCCCGUGAGCCGAGUGACCACCGAUGACGAAGGGAAUAUCUACCCCGAGGGUGGCCUCGAAGCGUGGCUGGUUGUCCUUGGAAGCUUCUUAGGCCUCUUUGGGUCGCUUGGACUGGUCAACACAAUUGGCACGUUCCAGGCAUAUAUUGAGAGCCACCAGCUGAAAGACUAUAGUUCCGGAAGCAUUGGUUGGAUCUUUGGCAUGUAUGCCUUCCUGACCUUUUUCUGUGGCGUUCAGAUCGGCCCAAUCUUCGAUGCUCGUGGACCACGUCUGCUCGUCUUUGCGGGUUCCGUCUGUGAGAUGGCUAUGAUCGUUCUGCUGGGCUUUUGCACAGAAUAUUGGCACUUCAUGCUUGUCAUCGGCGUACUGGGCGGAGUGGGGGCAUCACUCAUCUUUACCCCAGCGAUCUCGGCCAUCGGCCACUUUUUCUACGAGAAGCGCGGUGUUGCAACAGGGAUCGCUGCCACCGGGGGUUCUAUUGGAGGCAUCGCCUUUCCGCUAAUCCUCGAGGCUCUUUUCCCCAAAAUUGGAUGGGGGUGGGCCACUCGAGUGAUAGCGUUGAUCGUCUUGAUCGCAUUCGGGUUCGCAAACCUGCUCAUCCGAUCACGACUGCCCCAAAAGCCCUUCUCGAAGGAGAACGUUCUACCAGACUUCCGUAUAUUUCGCGAUGCUCGAUUUGCCCUAACGACUGCAAGCGUCUUCUUCAUUGAAUGGGGCCUCUUUGUCCCGAUCAGUUAUAUCUCCUCUUAUGCCCUUGAUCAUGGCUUCUCCACCCAAUUUUCCUACCAGAUUUUGGCCAUCCUAAAUGUAGGCUCCUUUUUUGGUCGCUGGCUCCCAGGAUUCUUCGCGGAUUUCCUAGGCCGGUUCAACACGCUGAUCGCUACUGUGGCUCUGUGCCUGCUGUGCAAUGCAUGCCUUUGGCUUCCUGCGGGCAGUAGCAUGGCCUUACUGGUCAUCUAUGCCUUACUUUUUGGAUUCUCCAGUGGCAGCAACAUCAGCUUGACCCCAGUUUGCGUUGGGCAACUCUGCAAGACCGAGCACUACGGUCGGUAUUACGCAACCGCUUAUACCAUCGUGAGCUUUGGAACCUUAACUGGUAUUCCAAUUGCCGGUGAGAUUUUGACCCGUUGCGACGGUCAGUAUUGGGGCAUUAUUGCGUUUACCACUGCUUGCUAUGCUAUUGGUCUCGCCUGCUGCACAGCGGUUAAGGUCAUUCACGUUGGCUGGCGUCAACCAUUGGCCAUCUACUAA
Molecule: messenger RNA, 1566 nt
Organism: Penicillium macrosclerotiorum
Lineage: Eukaryota; Fungi; Ascomycota; Eurotiomycetes; Eurotiales; Aspergillaceae
Product: MCT family MFS transporter
Exons: 2
Coding region: 1-1566 (521 amino acids)
Biological process (GO): transmembrane transport
Cellular component (GO): fungal-type vacuole membrane
Molecular function (GO): transmembrane transporter activity
Source: RefSeq, a predicted model, not a curated record